AUGUCCAUAAUAGAGCAGAUUUUUUGGGUGACUCCUUUCCGCUCAGUGUUUAUGGUGCCGCCUGUGUACCAGGAGCCUAGUAUCAUGCCGAUCAAUACAAGAACGGAGAAGGAGUUGGAAGAAAAGGAGGUGUUAUGCACGCACAAAAAGCCCAAAGCUACAGGGUGUGUUGCCCAACCGCAGCAGGAAAUUGAACUCGCCAUUGAGAGUGAGAAUAAAGGGCAUGGUGAUCCUUCACCAAAAGAGUCUGCUUGUGUUGUGCUGAGCAAUGGUGAAGCAAAUGGUUGCAGUGAGGGGCAUGUUCUUGGCGGUGCAAAUGAAGAACCAGAAGCAAGGUCGAGACUGGCUCAACUCUGCAGUGCAAUUGGCUGGAAGAGUCCAACAUAUGAGUUUCAAGAACAUGGACAUGGCCAUACAAAACUGUUCACAUGCAAGGUGAGUGUUCUUGUGGAGACGUUCACAGACACUGUUGUGGAGUGCAUCAGUGAGCCCAAACCCCAGAAGAGAGCUGCCCAGGAACAAGGUGCUGAAGGUGUGUUAUGGACCCUCAAGCGCCUUGGUCAUGUGAAAUAG
Messenger RNA from Triticum turgidum subsp. durum (durum wheat), 573 nucleotides. Lineage: Eukaryota; Viridiplantae; Streptophyta; Magnoliopsida; Poales; Poaceae. The record is from the annotation of a GenBank genome assembly.